Molecule: messenger RNA, 3586 nt
Organism: Sinocyclocheilus grahami
Lineage: Eukaryota; Metazoa; Chordata; Actinopteri; Cypriniformes; Cyprinidae
Product: adhesion G-protein coupled receptor D1-like
Exons: 25
Coding region: 271-2934 (887 amino acids)
Biological process (GO): adenylate cyclase-activating G protein-coupled receptor signaling pathway; cell surface receptor signaling pathway
Cellular component (GO): plasma membrane
Molecular function (GO): G protein-coupled receptor activity
Source: RefSeq, a predicted model, not a curated record
GGUUCUUCAUCAGAGCUCACACACGGAUUCUGAGACGAUGGAUUACAAACUCUGAAUUAAGUUGUUAAUUAAUUACAAUUGAUCUUCAUACCUGCUGGCAUUUUGAACGUCAUAUUCUGACGCACUCAUAGGUGUUUCUUCUUAAACAUAUAGGCUACUCUAACAAUAUCUUCACAUUGAUAUACGCGCAAUGAUUUUGUUCGUUUACCGUUAACGGCGCAAUAUAGAUUUCACAUUUGUAACGUAUUGCUAAAAACGCCUUUGAAAACAAUGGACUUCAAAUACUGUAAAGUUCUACUUCUGACUCUCCUGACCGUUCAGGUUCGUAGUGACAUAGUAUCACCGUCAAAACAUCCAGGCCUGCAGGUGCUGGCCACAGCGUCACACUACUGGCCCCUGGAUACAGUGGAAGGGAUCCACAGCCUUUCAGACCAGAUUGGGAACAAACCAGGUCAUGUUAAUGGGACUAAUAUAAACAUUGUAGAAGGAAUGGUGAAUAAGGGCAUCUAUCUGAACGGUGAUAAUGGGGCCACUUUCCUUCACUUUGGCAACUAUAAAGACUCCUGCAUAAGUGAUCCUACUUUGUGUGGACCUGCCGGGAUAACUUUCUCCUUCUUCUGGAAAAAUAAUGAGGUAGAUUCUCGUUUUGCGAUUGCAUCCGGAGGUAAAGUCAUCUCAAGCGGUUUCUCUGUCUAUUCCAACCCUCAUGGCGGAUACGUGGAGUUCUACACGAGAGGAGACUCUAACACAUGGAAAGCACAUAUGAAACUUCCAGGGCCCUACUGGACACACGUGCUCUUCACAUGGACCCAGUCGGAGGGGUUAAAGGUCUACAUUAAUGGGACAUUCAGCGUCGGAGACCCCACAGGAAAUAUUUCUCAUAACUAUGGCGAUCCCUAUGCUGACCUGGUCAUUGGCACAGUAAACAAUGGGAAUUACGACCACUAUGCCACAGGGGCCUUCGAUGAGUUUGUGAUUUGGGAGAGGGCCUUGUCCCCUCAGGAUAUCUGGAUGUACUACAAAGCAGCCAUUGGUGAGAAUGUGAUGUCCACCUUCCCAACCGAAGCAUCCAUCAAUGUCACUGCUGCAACAGAUACUCAGUUAAAGAGAACCACAGAGAUCCCCCGACCUACCUCCACAAACCUGACAGAGGAAGUUCAGAGACUUCAGGACCCCAUGCGGUUACAAACGCUCGACCUCCUUCAGUCUCUAUCAUUUAACCUUCCAAACAACACUAUACCUCAGGAAACAGCCAACAAUCUUACACAGUCUCUACUGAAAAGUGUGGAUGAGGUCAUAACUGCCAGCGACUGGAGAGAAAAUGAUGAGUGGAGUCCAGUGGUCAGUGGGCUGGUGGAGACUGUGGAUAAAGUGAUGGUGCAUAUGGUCUCCAACCUUCGGUCCAGCCCAGACGCAGAGGCUCCUUUGGCCAUAGGGGGCAAGAGCUCUGUAGCAGAUUACUCUCUGAUGAAGAUCCCUCAGAACUACAAUCUGCACAGCUACCGGUUCCCCACACAAGGGAAGAGUUACAUCUCAGUACCAGGAGAGGCCCUCACAAUGCAGUCUCAGACCACGAUCGUGGGACUUUUCUACCACAAAAUGCACAACUACUACAAAAAAAUCAGCCCUCUACAAACAAGGAUAAAUGAGGCAGUGGAUUUUAAAGAUCAUAAGAUCCAGAUGGCCAGUCAUCUUAUUUCUCUGAAGGUGGAACCCUCUCCUGCCCUGUCACUCAACCUGUCCACUGAGCCGCUCAUCCGGAUCGUCCUCACGCAUCAGCUGAGUAAAGAACAGCAGCUCCAGGCCUCAAACCAAAGUAAUAAAGUGUUCUUGUACUGCGCCUUCCUGGACUACAGCUCCAAAGAGGGUGUGUGGUCCAACGAGGGGUGUGUGAGAACUGAUGGAAACCUGUCCUUCUCUAUUUGCUUGUGUAACCAUCUGACCAACUUCGCCAUCCUUAUGCAAGUGGUUCCCAUAGAGCUCUCAAAGGCCCACCAUGUGGCGCUGUCCACCAUUAGCUACAUCGGCUGCUCUAUCUCUAUUUUCUGUCUGGCAAUUACACUGGUCACCUUUGCUGUCCUGUCGUCUGUUAGCACCAUCCGUAAUCAGCGUUACCAUAUUCAUGCAAACUUGGCAUUUGCAAUCUUAGUCGCUCAAAUCCUUCUGCUCAUCAGUUUCCGCUUCAAUCCCGGCACGCUCCCGUGUAAGAUCAUGGCUGUAUUGCUGCAUUUCUUCUUCCUGUGUGCGUUCGCCUGGAUGCUGGUGGAAGGGUUGCAUCUCUACAGCAUGGUGGUCAAAGUGUUUGGGUCAGAGGGCAGCAAGCACUUUUAUUACUAUGCAAUCGGAUGGGGAUGUCCUUUUGUCAUAUGUGUGGUGUCUAUGACCUCGUCACUAAACAGCUAUGGAGAGGAUGGCAAUUGCUGGCUGUCUCUGAAGAAUGGGGCGAUUUGGGCUUUUGUAGCCCCUGCUCUGUUUGUAAUAAUGGUGAACAUUGGCAUUUUGAUAGCUGUGACACGGAUCAUAUCCAGGAUCAGCGCUGAGAACUAUAAGGUUCACGGAGACGCCAACUCUGUUAAGCUUACGACUAAAGCAGUGGCGGUACUCUUGCCCAUCCUGGGCAUAUCGUGGAUCUUUGGGGUUGUGGCGGUGAACGACCACUCCCUGCUUUUCCAGUACAUGUUUGCAGUGUUUAACUCACUACAGGGGUUCUUCAUAUUCCUGUUUCACUGUCUGUUAAACUCUGAGGUGAGGGCUGCUUUCAAACACAAAACUAAAGUGUGGACUUUAACCAGCAGCUCAAUCCGCAACAUCAACGUCAAACCUUUCAACUCAGACAUAAUGAACGGCCACAAGGGCGGUGUGACUCCCACAAAGAUGAACACAUGGGACAAAAGCACCAACUCAGCCAACCGCAUAGAUUUAUCAGCAGUAUAAUGGCUUCUGGUCCAAAGAGAGCAAGAGGACAGCAGCACAGCAUUUCUUGUAGAACAUGGGCCUUUCUAUAUCACAUUUUAUAUGGACUCCAAAUGAUGAAAUGGCUACAAACACUUGCAGCUCAUUGUAGAAUAGUUAACUCACAACACGGAGCUCUCUGAUGCCAUUUCCUCCUGCUGAUGUUCUCUCUAACACAAACAUAGGAUGAAGACACACGGCCCAUUGUUGGGAUGACUUGUUGAUCGUUUGCUAAUAAUGUGGUCUGCUAAGGAAUCUGAAUUCAAGAAAACACACUAACUCUCACAGACAGGAGACUCUACUGAGAUGCAGUACCUGUGCUGUAACUGUUUGCUUGCUUUGAUAUUUUGAAUAACACACUAGACCUGUGCUACAUUUGGACCACUGUUUAGCCGUCCUUUAAACAGAGGAAUCAUCAAGUACAAGUCUGAAGUGUCUCAACUUUAAUGAGAACUUUUCUUUGCAACCGGCCUGAGUGAAGUAGCAGCUAUUAUUAAUUUUUGUCCAUCUGCGCAUCUACUAUGGCUUUAAAUUAGACCUGGAAGAGAAGUACAAUACUGGCGAAAAUCUCUGGAGUUCUUCCUCAUUAUUGUGAUGGUUUUCUCUUUUUUAAUGUAGUAUUGUAAAUGGCACU